UGUUGUUGAAAAGCAUAAUAUAAUAACAUGAUGAUAUAAUUCCUCUCCCAGUGUUGGCUUUAUGAUUCAUCGCCUCCCCUUUACACGGCGCCGUUCUUCUCUCUCCUCUUCACAUCGACGGCGGAGACGCGAUUCUCGGAAUCUCGGAAGCGGUUGAUACUUUGAUCCUCUUCCUCAACCCUUCCCUCUUUAAAAGUUUCACGUCACAAUGCGGAGCAUACCUCAUUUCCCAAACACCACACUCUCGCAAACGCGCUUCUGAUUCUUUCUGUUUCAGAUUAAUCAAUCCUCUGAACUCUUCGCGCAACCGAAAUUUCAAAAACAUGUCGUCGCGGCAAGUGGUGAAGCGUGCCAAAUACAAAACCACUGUCAAAGACCCUGGCACCCCCGGCGUCCUCAAAUUGACUCAAGAUAGGUUCGUUUUCAAGCCGAAUGAUCCUACCUCGAAAACCAAGCUCGAUGUGGAGUUCAGAUUUAUUCAGGGUCAUAAAGUCACUAAAGAGGGAUCAAAGCAACCACCAUUGCUUAACCUUAUCCGUGCACAGGGAAGUUGCAUUUUCGAGUUAGAAAGUUUUGCAGAUCUUCAUGUUUGCCGGGAAUUGGUGGGUUUUGCCCUUAACAGGAAUGUGCCUGGAGAAGCUACAAAAGUUAUUUCUGAGGAACAGCUCAGCCCUGCUGAAAUGGCACUCAGGAUAAAGCUAUUGCAGGAAGAUAGCAAGUUGCAGAGGCUUCAUAAGGAACUUGUGGCUAGUGGUAAGCUCACAGAAUCAGAAUUUUGGGCUACAAAGAAGAAAUUGCUGGAUCAAGAUGAAAGCAGAAAGUUAAAACAACGGAUUGGUUUUAAAAAUUCUUUGAUCUUUGACACAAAGCCUAUGAGUGAUGGACGGAUAAACCAGGUUAAAUUUCAGUUGACGCCAGAGAUAAAAUAUCAGAUUUUUGCCCUCAAACCUGCCGUCCACCAGGCAUUCCUCAAUUUUGUACCUAGUAAAAUGAAUGAGGUAGAUUUCUGGAAUAAAUAUUUCAAAGCUGAGUAUCUCCAUAGCACCAAAAAUGCUGUUGCAGCAGCUGCUGAGGCUGCUGAAGAUGAGGAUCUUGCUGUUUUUCUGAAAGAUGAUGAGAUAUUAGAAAUUGAAGCUCGAAAGAAGGUUCGAAGGGUUGAUCCAACUUUAGACAUGGAAGCAGAUCAAGGAGAUGAUUACACACAUCUUCCUGAUCAUGGGAUUUUCCGAGAUGGUAGCAAGGAUAUAUCUGAAGCCCAAAAUUCUUUGUAUAAGAGAACAUUGUUGCAAGAUCUUAAUAGACAAGGGGCAGUUGUUCUUGAAGGAAAAACUUUAGAUAUGGAGAUGGAACACCCAAGAACAGUAGCAGAAAUUCUUGCCCGGAGAAAACAGGAAUGUGAUGGGGUUGUAGAUGAGGAGCGACGAAACAGAAUUUCUAAAAUGACCCCGAUUGAGGAUCUUCAGGCACAAGAUAAUCAUCCAUAUGCACCACUCUGUAUCAAGGAUCCUCGUGACUAUUUUGAUUCCCAACAAGCUAAUGCUGUAAAAACAUUGGAUGAUUCCCAAGCUGGAAUGGAGCAAAUGAAAUGCAGUUUGGGUUCUGAGGAAGCCUAUGACUCUUUGAGGGCAUCAAUAUCUAAAAUCAAAACUACUGGAUUAAGGGAUCCUCUCUUUAGUCCAGAUGUUGCUCUUAAGGUCCUUAACGGAUUGACUAAAAAUAUCACAAGCACCAAAUAUCAUCUUGGGAAAAGUUCUCAAGAGAGUGUCCUUGAUAUUUUACCCAAUUCAACUAAGGAGAAACUACUAGAUACAAGAAGACUGAAAGAUUCCAUAUCACAAAUAUAUUCUAAACUUGAGGACAUAAAGGUAUCUGCUGAGUCAGACCUGCGGCACCAUGUUUCCCUUGUUGUCCAUCCUAUGCAGCAGGCUCUGAAUGCUGCCUUGUUACACUAUGAGGCUGACAUCAGGAAAAGAAAUGCAAGAGGACAGAAGCCUAACGGUUAUGUUUAGUUGGAGAAUGUUUCGCUCUCUGCACUGCGAGCAUCAUACUAUAACAAUUUAGGAAUGUAUAUUCCAUCAAUUUUGCCGUGAACACAAACCCGAAUGGCCAUUUAUAUCGUGAUGAAAAAAAUGAAUUUCCAUGAGAAUUAGUCAGCAACAGUCUUAAUUGAUAGUUAACAUGUAACGUAGAAUUACUUGUUAACACUGUCCCAAGGCAAAGGACACAAGUUUCCAGCUCCUCCUGUCUCCCUCUUCCUCCCUUUAAUAUGUACUUUACUGCUGCUUUACUUUAGAAGCACAUACAACAAAGGAUAAGUGAAUAACGUGGUUUAAUUAACUGCUCUGUGUUUGUUCAAGACGGAAAUAAUUAUACUGCUUUGUGCUUACAGCAAUACAAUUUUGUAUAUUUAUUGUA
Messenger RNA from Glycine soja, 2415 nucleotides. RefSeq names its product general transcription and DNA repair factor IIH subunit TFB1-1-like. The transcript has 19 exons. The record is from RefSeq and is a predicted model, not a curated record. Gene Ontology annotation, biological process: transcription by RNA polymerase I; transcription by RNA polymerase II; nucleotide-excision repair. Bases 324 to 2009 code for a protein of 561 amino acids. Lineage: Eukaryota; Viridiplantae; Streptophyta; Magnoliopsida; Fabales; Fabaceae. Gene Ontology annotation, cellular component: transcription factor TFIIH holo complex; transcription factor TFIIH core complex.